Molecule: messenger RNA, 2946 nt
Organism: Thermothielavioides terrestris NRRL 8126
Lineage: Eukaryota; Fungi; Ascomycota; Sordariomycetes; Sordariales; Chaetomiaceae
Exons: 3
Coding region: 407-2776 (789 amino acids)
Biological process (GO): urea catabolic process
Cellular component (GO): urease complex
Molecular function (GO): nickel cation binding; urease activity
Source: RefSeq, a predicted model, not a curated record
GUCAUUACAGGCCACUUACACAGGAAUCCGCACACCUGCAUCUCAUUACCUACAACCUCUUCACCUCACCGUUGGUUGAGCUUGGCAUCGUCGCGACGACCAUUCACUGACACCAUAGUGCACCGCUGCGUCUCUCCACAGAUCGACAAGAUCACCAUCUCGCAGCUGGGCUUCCUUGCCCAGCGGCGCCUGGCCCGCGGCGUGCGACUGAACCAUGUCGAGGCGUCGGUAAGACGGUUUUCACCCUCUUCACCCUUUUUACCCCUUUUUCACUCGGGGCACCAAAUCACAAUCACGAAAUCUCAUGACGAGAAUCCACAACACUGACCCCCCCCACUAAAAGGCACUCAUCGCCUCGAACCUCCAAGAACUCAUCCGCGAUGGCAACCACUCGGUGGCCGACCUCAUGUCGCUCGGCGCCACCAUGCUCGGCCGCCGCCACGUGCUGCCCGAGGUGUGCGCCACGCUGCACGAGGUCCAGGUCGAGGGCACCUUCCGCUCCGGCACCUUCCUCGUCACCGUGCAGAACCCCAUCGCGACCGACGACGGCGACCUCGCCCGCGCCCUGUACGGCAGCUUCCUGCCCGUGCCGGACGCCGCCGCCGCCGCCGCCAUGUUCCCGCUGCCGCCCGCCGAGGCCUACGCCGCCGAGAAGCGGCCCGGCGCGGUCGUCUGCGUGAAGGGCCAGCCGGUGCGGCUGAACGAGGGCCGCCGGCGGGUCAGGCUGCGCGUGACGAACAAGGGCGACCGCCCCGUGCAGGUCGGCAGUCACUACCACUUCGUCGAGGUCAACCCGCAGCUGGAGUUCGAUCGUCUGCGGGCGUACGGCUUCAGGCUGGACGUCGCCUCGGGCAGCUCCGUCCGGUUCGAGCCGGGGGACACCAAGACGGUGACGCUGGUGGAGAUUGGCGGCGGGAAGGUGAUUCGGGGCGGGAAUGGGCUUGCCUCGGGGGUGGUGGACCUGAACAGGGCGGACGAGAUCUUGCAGCGGUUGCAGCAGGCCGGCUUCGCGCACGUCCCCGAGCCGGCGGGGGAUCUGGCCUUCCUGACGGGCGGCGCGACCGUGGACAGGGACACGUACGCGGCCAUGUUUGGUCCGACGACGGGCGAUCUCGUCCGGCUGGGCAAGACGGACUUGUGGAUCAAGGUCGAGAAGGACUACACCGUGUACGGCGACGAGUGCAAGUUCGGGGGCGGCAAGUCGCUGCGCGACGGCAUGGGCCAGGCCACCGGGCGGUCCGAUGCCGACACGCUGGAUCUGGUGGUGACGAACGCGCUGGUUGUCGACUGGACGGGCAUCUUCAAGGCCGACAUCGGCGUCAAGGACGGCCACAUUGUCGGCGUCGGCAAGGCAGGCAACCCGGAUGUCAUGGAAGGCGUGACGCCGGGCAUGGUUGUGGGCAGCUGCACCGACGUGAUCGCCGGCGAGGGUAAGAUCGUGACCGCCGGCGGUCUGGACACGCACAUCCAUUACAUCUGCCCGCAGCAGGCUGCCGAGUCCAUCUCGUCCGGCAUCACGACCAUGGUGGGCGGCGGCACGGGACCAAGCACGGGCACGGCCGCUACCACCUGCACACCAGGGGCGUACUUCACGCGCGAGAUGCUCCGGGCCCUCGACGAGCUGCCAGUCAACAUCGGCGUCACGGGCAAGGGCAACGACAGCGACCCGCUGGCGCUCCGCGAGAUGGUGCAGGCGGGCGCCUGCGGGCUGAAGCUGCACGAGGACUGGGGCAGCACGCCGGCGGCCAUCGACGCGUGCCUGAGCGUGUGCGACGAGCUCGACGUGCAGUGCAUGAUCCACACGGACACGCUCAACGAGUCGGGCUUCGUCGAGCAGACCAUCGCGGCCUUCAAGGGCCGCACCAUCCACGCGUACCACACCGAGGGCGCCGGCGGCGGGCACGCGCCCGACAUCAUCCGCAUCGCCGAGCACGCCAACGUGCUGCCGUCGUCGACCAACCCGACGCGGCCGUACACGCGCAACACGCUCGACGAGCACCUCGACAUGCUGAUGGUGUGCCACCACCUGAGCAAGGACAUCCCCGAGGACGUGGCCUUCGCCGAGAGCCGCAUCCGCGCCGAGACCAUCGCGGCCGAGGACGUGCUGCACGACCUGGGCGCCAUCAGCAUGAUGAGCAGCGACAGCCAGGCCAUGGGCCGCUGCGGCGAGGUCAUCCUGCGCACCUGGCACACCGCCCACAAGAACAAGGUCCAGCGCGGGCCCCUGCCCGAGGACGAGGGCACCGGCGCCGACAACUUCCGCGUCAAGCGCUACGUGAGCAAGUACACCAUCAACCCGGCCAUCGCCCAGGGCAUGGCCCACCUGGUCGGCAGCAUCGAGCCGGGUAAGCUGGCCGACCUGGUGCUUUGGGACCCGGCCUGGUUCGGCUCCAAGCCGGCUUGCGUGGUGAAGGGCGGCAUGAUUGCCUGGGCGCAGAUGGGCGACCCCAACGCCUCGAUCCCGUCGGUGCAGCCCGUGUUCGCGCGGCCCAUGUUCGCGGCCGCGGCGCCGCGCGCGGCGAGCGCGAGCACGAGCGUGGCCUUCGUGUCGCAGGCGAGCGUCGACUCGGGCGCCGUCGCGUCCUACGGCCUGCGCAAGCGCGUCGAGCCCGUCCGCGGCUGCCGCGCCGUCGGCAAGCGCGACAUGAAGUUCAACGACGCCACCCCGCGCAUCCGCGUCGACCCGGAGACCUACGCCGUCGAGGCCGACGGCCGCGCCUGCGCCGCCGAGCCCAUCGGCGAACUGCCCAUCGCGCAGAGCUGCUUCGUCUACUAAAGUAAGGGCGCGCGGGGGGUUAACACACCGGUCGGGGUUUUGUUUCUUUUCAGUGUCUGGGUGGACAGGGAAAGGGGUGUAAUUUGUGCGAGAGCCCGGAAAGUCAACUUGGCGUCUCUGAGUUUCAGUACCCAGGCUUCUGUCUGUUCCUCGUAGCUCUUUAUCCUUCU